Molecule: messenger RNA, 786 nt
Organism: Fusarium keratoplasticum
Lineage: Eukaryota; Fungi; Ascomycota; Sordariomycetes; Hypocreales; Nectriaceae
Exons: 5
Coding region: 1-786 (261 amino acids)
Biological process (GO): actin filament organization; endocytosis; actin cortical patch localization
Cellular component (GO): Rvs161p-Rvs167p complex; mating projection tip; medial cortex
Molecular function (GO): protein binding; lipid binding
Source: RefSeq, a predicted model, not a curated record
AUGUCGUGGGCGGGGUUCAAGAAGAAUGUGAAUCGCGCGACGACGCAGGUGAUGAUGAAGACGGGUCAUGUGGAGAAGACCAACGAUCGCGAUUAUGAGGUUGAAGAGAGACGAUUCAAGACCAUGGAGGCGGCUGCGCUGCGGCUCCAGAAGGAAUCAAAGGGGUACCUUGACUCGCUAAGAGCCAUGACUGCCUCACAAAUGCGAAUCGCCGAAACGAUAGAUGCGUUCUACGGCGACUCGGGCGCAAAGGACGGCGUGAGCAGGAGUUACAAGCAGGCAGUCGAAGAUCUGGACGCCGAGACCAUCAAAGCCCUCGACGGACCCUACCGGACAACCGUCCUCGACCCCAUCUCCCGGUUCUGCGCCUACUUCCCCGACGUCAACGAGGCGAUUAAGAAGCGCUCCCACAAGCUCCUGGACUACGACGCUCUCCGCGCAAAGGUCAAGAGGCUUGCCGAGAAGCCCGACAAGGACGCCACCAAGCUGCCCCGGACCGAGAAGGAGAUGGAGAUGGCCAAGGCUGCUUACGAGCAACUGAACGAGCAGCUCAGCUCGGAGCUGCCGCAGCUGAUUGACCUCCGAGUGCCGUACCUCGACCCCAGCUUCGAGGCGCUCGUCAAGAUUCAGCUGCGCUUCUGCGCCGAGGCAUAUUCCCGCAUGGCGCAGGUACAGCAAUACCUGGAUGCCGACACAAGAGACCAGUACGCCGAGGGCCAGCUGGAUGCCAGGGUAGAGCAGGUGUUGCAGGAGAUUCGGGAGCUUAGCAUCAGCGGCACGGUCUAG